AUGUUUGACUCAGAAAUGAAUGAUUCAGAUUGGAAUAUGAUGGUCAUUCCUUUAAAAUUCACAUGGCGACCUACAGAGACCGAAUUGAUCUAUUUAAAAGAACUAGUGAAUCUUCGAAUGAAUCAACAAGAAUUAAUAUCGAUUAAACAACAAGACUAUACUUCACCAUCGAUGAUCAUUGAUGAUUUUCUUUAUCAUGGUGAUAUAAAGCAUGCAAUGAAUAAAACCUUACUUGAAGAACUUGGUAUUCAACAUAUCAUCAAUGUAUCAGAUUGUAAAUUGGAUCAAGAUAUUCUCGAUCGAUGUCAUGUUCUAUGGAUGAAUGUAGAAGAUGAUACAUACGCUGAUAUUGCUGAAUACUUUAAGAUGACAAAUGAAUUUUUACAAUCUUGUAAAACAAAAGGUGAAAAAGUAUUGGUUCAUUGUCAAAUGGGUGUAUCUCGUUCAUCUUCAAUUGUUCUCGCCUAUUUGAUAAAAUAUCAUCAUGAUUCUCUUGAUAAAGCUUAUAAUUAUUUAAUCGAACGAAGACAUUGUGCUGAACCUAAUCUUGGUUUUCUCUUACAAUUGAUUCGUACCAAUCAAUCAAUAUUUCGUGUUAUUGAUAUGAUUCAUUCAAUUAUCAAUCAAAAUAUUUGA
Messenger RNA from Adineta steineri, 636 nucleotides. NCBI's taxonomy places the organism in Eukaryota, Metazoa, Rotifera, Eurotatoria, Adinetida, Adinetidae. The record is from the annotation of a GenBank genome assembly.